Molecule: messenger RNA, 2021 nt
Organism: Megalops cyprinoides (Indo-Pacific tarpon)
Lineage: Eukaryota; Metazoa; Chordata; Actinopteri; Elopiformes; Megalopidae
Gene: rnft2
Product: ring finger protein, transmembrane 2
Exons: 10
Coding region: 145-1458 (437 amino acids)
Biological process (GO): positive regulation of ERAD pathway
Molecular function (GO): ubiquitin protein ligase activity
Source: RefSeq, a predicted model, not a curated record
CAAACCUGACAAGUUGUGAAGAUAAUACUUGCUGGCUAGCUAGCAAUGAAAUGAAAAACAAUCGCUAGCAUGCUAGCGAAUAAAUAGACAAAUAACUUUACGACAUGAUCCGGCCUUGAAUCACACGGGGAUGAGUUGGAUGCCAUGCAGAGGAGACACAGUAGCAACACUGAUGGCAUGCCCCCCGAAAGGAGCAGGAGCCAAACUCUGGGAUCAGAGAGCAGUUUGGAUGAAGGUGGAGUCUUUGACUGCCUAAAGCCUGAGUCCCCUUCCCCACAGCAGAUAUUCUCUGGCCUGGUGGGUGUUCCCUCGGGAAACGUAGCUUCUGCCCCUUUCCAGGCGGCUGGAUUGGUGCUGGGCUCACCCCCUGAGGUGUUUAUCCAGAUGACUGCCUCCUCUAGAGAGGAGGGGCCCCACCGCUCCGAGAGCACCCCCUACCUCCCACGCCCACCACAACACCAUCACCACCACUACCACCAACCCCCCCAGCACCGGUCCUCCUUGCUGCACGCAGCCACCUCCGAUCGUCAUGGUAAUGGGGAUGAGGGGGCAGAAGACCCCUCCACACCUGCACCCGCCCUCUCUGAGCUUCGAGCUGUCAUUUCCUGGCUUCAGAAGGGGUUUCCCUUCAUUCUCAUCCUCCUUGCGAAGGUCUGCUUCCAGCAUAAGCUGGGGAUUGCAGUGUGCAUUGGGCUGGCCAGCACAUUUGCUUUUGCCAAUUCAACUUUCAAACACCAGGUGUCAUUGCGGGAAAAGAGAUCUGUGUUUGUCACCCUCUGGAUCCUGAUUUUCCUCGCUGGGAACACUGUGUAUAUCUACUACACAUUUAGCACAGAGGAAUUGCACAACAGCCUUAUCUUUGCGAAGCCCAACAUUGACACCUUUGAUUUCUUCGAUUUGAUCUGGGCCGUGGGGAUCACCGACUUUGUUCUGAAGUACUUCACUAUAGGUCUGAAGUGUUUUGUGCUGUUUCUGCCAAAAAUCCUCCUGGCUUUCAAAUCCAGGGGGAAGUUGUACCUGGUGAUUGAGGAGCUGAGCCAGCUGUUCCGAGCAUUGGUGCCCAUCCAGCUGUGGUACAGGUAUAUCAUGGGGGAGGACCCAUCCAGCAGCUAUCUCCUGGGGGCUGUGCUGAUCAUAAUCUACAGCCUAUGCAAGUCCUUUGACAUUUGUGGAAGAAUAGCAGCAAUACGGAAAGCCUUGGCAAUUCUGUGCAGUUCCCAGAAUUAUGGCAUGAGAGCCAGCAGCCAACAGUGCAGCGAGGCAGGAGAUGUGUGUGCCAUUUGCCAAGCGGAGUUCCGAGACCCGGUGGCUCUGCUGUGUCAGCAUGUCUUCUGCGAGGAGUGCUUGUGCCUGUGGUUCGACCGAGAGCGGACGUGUCCCCUGUGCCGUUCAGCAGUUAUAGAAACCGUGCGCUGCUGGAAGGAUGGCACCACCUCCGCCCACUUCCAGAUCUACUAGCUUCCAAGACUGACGAGGAUCACCCAGAAAUAGCACCAUCUACAUGGGUGUGGAGUGAGGAUCCAGCCAUUGUAAUGCGCUGUAUGCUGUUGCAUUCUAGAUACACAAGCUUCUAUGUUCUGCUAACCCUUUUUUAUGCGUUGUCACCUUUUUGUCUAGACGUGUGGCUUCGUCCAUGUAUGUGCAUUAGCCUGAAAUUUAUGGUAUGCAACUUGCAGUAUUUAUUGUGGUCUAAUACAUUUCACCAUACUAAGAGAGAAAUCAAUCAGAGGGCUCCCUCUGGUGCUGAUUGGUUGAAUGACAUGUCUGUCAAUUGCCAGUGUUCAGGUGAUUUAAUUACUUCUCAACUUGUUGAAAAAAGGUCAGUACCUGUUUAGAUUAAAAUAAUUUUUGAAUAUUUUUUGUGAACAACGUCAUUUCUGCUUAGGGACUUAUAUUAUGUUGUCAUGUGUGAUGUACAGUAUUUUAUAUUAAUUUGCAGUGUUUUUCCUCAAGCAGUGAACCGUAAUUAAGCCACAAUGGAAAGGAUUCACCUAUGAAUGAAAUGAAAUUGUAUGAAAUGA